UAAUCACAGGUAUUUUUUUAACAGAAGGUAUUACUUGAGAUUUUUGUUAACAACUCCGGGUCAAACAACGUACCAGUAAGAUCAUGGUCGGUUGUGAGUAUCUGAUGUUACAAGACAAUGUCUGAUGUGGGACAGUCUCUUUUGGAAGCCAUUAUUACAGUGCAGGAAUAAUAUUGCAAUCAAAGAUUAAAGACAAUGAGUGACCAGGAUCGAAAUCCAUUAAAGAAGCAGCUAUCAAAAUCUUCCUUAGAGAAGAGUUUGCAGAUGAUCUCUCCUCCUCAACAAGCACCAGUCACAAUCUACCCUGGACCAUCAGCUGGCAUGGCUAAUCUCUCAAAGGCUGAUUUGGAAAUUGCACAGCGUUUGCAGAAUCUUCGCAAAUCACAGUCGGAUAAUGUGCCAACAGAAGAAGAAAUGGCUUCCAGACUUGCACAUUUGAAAGGCCUCCCAGCAGACCAUUAUGCCAAGACUUCAACUGUUGCAUAUCAACCUCCUGAUGCCAGAACGCAGGGUCAGAGAACUGAUGAUCUACUUUCACAGGUUAUGGAAGAAGUGUCCCUAGACUCCCGUGUUCCAAAUCAAGAUGAUGAAUUAGAAGCCCGCCUUGCACGACUCAGAGGAGAGGAAUCUCGUCCUAGUCAGCCUCAGGGUGCCAUGGCUUUACCAUCAGCUGCAUAUCUUGCUAAUUCCCAAGUCAGAGCUGAGGUUUCCUUGGGAGAAGACCUUGAUGAUAUGAGUAUAGAUGAAGUGGAAGCACUAAUGCAGGCUGCAGAGAAGGAAGCCCAAGCAUCUGCUGAGAAAUCUGUGGGUGAAUUGCAAGCGGAUCCUGAAUUAGCAGGAGCUGUGGCACAAGCUACAAGAAAGAAAGAAAAGAAAGGACGGCAGAAAAAGUCAAAGGGAACAAGUGGAGGCUCGUCUGAUGAAGAAAGACAUAGCAAGAGUUUUGACAGUGACUUAGAAAUAGAAGGGGGGAAGGCUAUUGAUGCAGUGACUGAACAAGAGGAAGUUCAGAGAAUUAUUGAUAUGUAUACCAAACGAGCACAGCUUAAGAAGGAGAAGAAAAAGAAGAAGAAAGAAGCAGCAGCAGCUGCCAUGGGAGGUGCUGUUGGGGGUGAUGAUUCUGAUUCAGACAUUGAAGUGAGUUCUGUUUCAGAUUUAAGUUCUGAUAGUGAGAAAUUUAGCAUGAGUGAUGAGCUUAGUGAUUAAAGAUAUUUGAUCAAGAUAUUGGUGCUAAAUUGAUAUGUAAUUAUGCAUCAGCAUAUCACAGGUUAAAAAUUUUUUUAUUUUGGGGAGAUCAGUUGUAGCUCUUGUUGGAGCUGUUAUGUGUAUAAGCAGCUAUGACAAGCUUCGGACUAUUAUAUGACUCCAGUGAUUUUGACAGUUGGAUUCCUCAUGUUUUAGAGGGAUGCCAAACUCGUUUGCGGAAAUAUGUAAAAGAUGUGAACAAGUAAUUUAAUAUUACUGUGGAAUUAAACUGAAUUCAUAAUUAUAACAUUGUUUGUGAUGUGGCAAUGCUUUUAAAUCAGAAAUGCACCCAUAAUUAUUUUUUUGCAACAAUACCUACUCCUUGAAAUAUUGCAAAUGAUAUUAGUGAUAUCACUUUCAGACACAAUCUAGCUUGCUUAAUAUAUAUAAAACAUUUUUAAACUCAUUAACAUCUUCAGAUUUGGAUGACAAUUAAACUCAAUUGUCAAGUUAGUAUAACCUUUGUCUCAAAUGAUGCUAACAUGCAUAUUCAGUAUUUUAAGAGACAGCACACCAUGCAGACAUAUACAACACGGACAUAAAGUACACGUAUAUAGCUCUGACAUACUUCUUACACUCCUAGUGUUCAGAUACAUACCAUACAAACAUACCUUCCACAUUAUUACACAAAAAUACUCAUUCAUAACAAAAAAAUAGAUAAACAUGCAUACAGACACAGCAUAGCACACUUAAAACAUUCCAGCACAUACAGUACACAGUGAUGUAUGCUGUCACAACAUACAUGCUCACACUUAAUACAUAUUCAUCUCUGAUCACAUUGUUGAGCUUCAAUAUUUUCAGAUUUGUCACAUUUACAUAUUGCUGUGAGCUAUUUAAUGUUUAAAGUAACACUUCCCACAUUUACACAUUAUAUUAUUAAAUAUAUUAUCCUUGCACUCAAAAGUAACCAAAGUAAGUCAUGCACAUGCAAAUAUGCAUGAGGUCUUUGCUUAUGUAUGCAGACAUAUCCAUAAGCCUCUUGUAAAGCAUUUAUGCUAUCAAAGAAAUUAUGAAAACAGUAGAAUUUAUACAACCAACCUAUCAUAUGAUUUUCUGUCAGCUUUAAGAUUUAGGUUUAAGAUACUAGAUACUGUACUUACUUUUAUAUUUUAAUAAAAGUAAACAAUCUUUUAGAGUAAGGUGCGGUGACCUGUAAGUAAUGUAAUGUCCAUGUCCUCUGUGUGCCUUGCUUACUGACAGUUUGGAUGGGUUUAAGUGACCUUCCAUAGGCCCCCUGACUACACUUGGCCUCGGUUCUCUUUUCAUUAAAAUUGCAUGCAUGCAUUUUUUAAAGAAAUCUCUUCCUCAUUACAGCUUAGUCAUUUCCCUUUAGCAUUUCUUACAAGAUUAUAUUUAAGGAAUAUUAGUGGGAUAGUUGUUGGCAGUAAAGUUUUAUUUGUAAUAUAUUUUAAUAAUUGGUUCCAAUUAUGUUGUCAGUAAAACAUUUGCAGCAAUUUAAUGCAACUGAUUGUAAGAACUCUUUCAAAGAAAAGUAUACUGUACAGGAUUAGGAGAGUAGAAAAGGUAAAGAAUAAAGUCGAAGGGAAGACUAUUUUUAUCAUGAAAUGACUGAUAAAGUGAAAUAAUGAAGGAUAGUAGUAAAGUAAGUUGACCAACAGGGUAUAACAGUGAUCUAGGAUAAUGAUAAACCAAAACAGAAGUUGAAGGGUCAAGUGAAUAUAUAUAUAUAUAUAUAUAUAUAUAUAUAUAUAUAUAUAUAUAUAUAUAUAUAUAUAUAUAUAUAUAUAUAUAUAUAUAUAUAUAUAUAUAUAUAUAUAUAUA
Molecule: messenger RNA, 3027 nt
Organism: Homarus americanus (American lobster)
Lineage: Eukaryota; Metazoa; Arthropoda; Malacostraca; Decapoda; Nephropidae
Exons: 6
Coding region: 196-1206 (336 amino acids)
Biological process (GO): abscission; mitotic cytokinesis checkpoint signaling
Cellular component (GO): cleavage furrow; midbody; centrosome
Molecular function (GO): phosphatidylinositol-3-phosphate binding
Source: RefSeq, a predicted model, not a curated record